AUGACCUAUUUAAACGCGCCAAUGGGCUAUUUUGGUAACCCAAUGCCAGACACGAACAACUUGAUAGAUUAUUCCUACACAUAUCGUGAAAAUGGAUAUAUGAGUAGUCUGUCAUCCUCUUUACAGUCAUUUGCUCGAUCUCCUAUUAAUAAUGUCAUUUAUUCAUCUCAUAACAGUUCAAGUUAUUGCUGUUCAAAUAAUAAUCUGAGGGUUAGCAGCUACAAAUCUAUUCAUUAUGACCCAACACCUGAUGAUCGUUUUGCAACAUUCAAGUUAUUGAAACUCCCGACGGAAAUAAUUGUUAAAAUAACACAUGUUUUGGAUCAAAAUGAUUGUUUGAGUUUAUCGCAAUGUUGCUUAUAUCUUUAUACGAUUGUAAAGCCGAGAAUAUGGAAUUUCAUUAUUGUUGAUUUGAACUACAGCGAAUUUAAUAGAGAAAUGAUCAAUAUGGUAAAAUCCUAUAACCCGGACUAUUCUCCAACAUUCAUCAAAACGAGCUUCAGGCUCAGAUCUUUAUUUAAUAUUUUGAAAAAAAGCAGCUUACCAGCAUCAAAAAAAUCGGAUUACGAAACAAAUCAUAUCAAAGAAGAAUCUUACGAGAAAUUGAUUAAAAGAUUUCAUUUGAUCAAUAUUCCUCAAGAUUUUUUGGAUUACGAACUUAAAGGCUUUAUUAGUUCUGGAGUUUUCAAGUAUUUGCCUGAACUUGAAGAUAUAAUUUUCAAUAUCAAGCUUUCGUCAUUUCCGUUGUCUAACUAUGCCAACAACUUCAAAUCUCAAACUAUUAAAUCCCUAUCGAUAUCCCUUGACUUAGCCAGUGACGAUGUAUCAACGUAUACUACUCCUGGUCUUGCCCGAUCAGAGUAUGAGGGAUUAUUUCCAUUUCAACAGUUGGAAAAGCUAUCAUUGUCUUUAAAUUUUGAUAACAACCACCACAAUAGUUUGAUUCUAUAUUAUGUAAUCAAAAGUUUGGUAGCAUCUGGCAAUAAUUUUAAAACUUUCAAAGUACUUGAGGUUCACAAUAACUCCAAUCUAUUCAAUUCUGAUACCACUUUGUCAAAUAUUUUAAUCAACAAUCAACCGAGAAUCUCGAAUGAUAGCGAUAAUUUGAUAGAUGUUCAUAUUUUGACAAACCUUUUCGCGCCUAUUAUUGAAAGUAACUUGACAAUGGAAAGCUUAGUGAAAUUAAGUUUAAGCGGGUUUCUAGUGAUUCCUAGUCAAGCUUAUUUAUUGUUGAAUUGUAUCAAUUUAAGUAACUUGAGAAUUCUCAAAUUGUUGAACUUAGCAGAGUUUCAGUGUGUUAAUAGUGUCGUUCCAAACUCUAAUGAUUAUUUCACAAACAAUCGUGAUGUAUUAUUGUCCAAGUUAAAACCAGGAUUUUUGGAUAUAUUAUCACGAGGAUCCACUAAAAAUUCAAAGAUAGAGGGAAAUAAACUAAUUAACCUUUUAGAUUUGGAGGUGGAUUACAAAGAAUGCUUGAAGGAUUCUGUGUUGUCCUUUGUUUCUAGGCUUCCAAUAAAAUCUAAAUUGCAAAAUUUGGUGAUUACCAUUCGUUGGAACAUGAAAGCCUGUAGAUCAACUACUGAUUUGCUGAGCUAUGCUAAUGAUUUAUUGGAUAUUUUAUCUAAUGGAUUCAAAAAAUUGAAUAAGUUAUCUCUAGAUAUCAAACGGGAAAUAAAAACAUCAUUCAAUAUCAAUGCCAUAACAAAUAAUAUGGUUGAAAGAGAAUUGGUGGAUAAAAACGCUUUUCUAAAGCAUUUAAGAUUGUUCAAACAGUUGACAAGCCUUCGAAUUUUUUGCCAUUCACUUGAUGAUUCUUUUAUACAUCACUUACUAACCAAUGAUAAUAUUUCAUUAUCUAAUCUUCAAUGUCUUGAUAUCUUUGGUCCUGGUGCUGGAGGGAAACCUAAUAUGGCUUUGCAAGUGACUCAUGUUGGCAUAUAUGAUGACUGGUUCAAAGUCCAGCAUAUUGCCGUUCAUCUUUCAAAGAAAAAUCUCGUUAACUUGAAAUUUAUCCGCAUAAAUAAUUGUUUGUUUGAGGUCAAACGAGUGCUCACGAAAGAUAUGAUGCAUGGUAACAAUAACUAUUGGCAGGAUAUUGAGAUUGUUCCAAGGGAAGCCUGUGAUGAUUGGUUUGAUAAUACCGUGAAAAGCAAGUAUAGGUUCUUUGACAUAUGA
This is a messenger RNA of Saccharomycopsis crataegensis, 2175 nucleotides long. RefSeq lists its product as uncharacterized. Lineage: Eukaryota; Fungi; Ascomycota; Saccharomycetes; Ascoideales; Saccharomycopsidaceae. The record is from RefSeq and is a predicted model, not a curated record. Gene Ontology annotation, molecular function: protein binding. The coding region runs from base 1 to 2175 and encodes 724 amino acids. The transcript has a single exon.